Molecule: messenger RNA, 2354 nt
Organism: Ziziphus jujuba (common jujube)
Lineage: Eukaryota; Viridiplantae; Streptophyta; Magnoliopsida; Rosales; Rhamnaceae
Product: phragmoplastin DRP1C
Exons: 16
Coding region: 343-2274 (643 amino acids)
Cellular component (GO): cytoplasm; microtubule; membrane
Molecular function (GO): GTP binding; GTPase activity; microtubule binding
Source: RefSeq, a predicted model, not a curated record
GAGAGAGAGAGAGCAUUGCACGUGGGGUGCUUGAGAUGUGAUAUUCAUAGGAAUUAUGAGCAUUUUAGCUCCAAGUUACAUAUAUCAUUCAGAUACAUACAUCAUACAUGUUCAUGCAACCACCACGCCUAUAACCGUUAUUUUAUUUUUGUUUUUCCUCUUCUCUCUCAGAUUCAAUCUCUGCACCAAAAACCCAUCUGAGUUAUGUGAUCCAAAAUCUCAUUGUGGAUCCACAUUUCCUAUUCUGAUCCAAAACCCACCUAUUUUCUUCCGUUUUCCUGCAUUUUCUUCUGUGUUUGCACUCGUUGUGGAUCAUUUUUGGUCGCUUUUGAUUUCAAAAAAAUGGCGACAAUGGAGAGCUUGAUUGGUCUUGUCAACAAAAUCCAAAGAGCUUGCACCGUCUUAGGUGACUAUGGUGGAGAAGGAAUGUCCCUCUGGGAAGCUCUUCCUUCUGUUGCUGUUGUUGGAGGCCAGAGUUCUGGAAAAUCUUCGGUGUUGGAAAGCGUGGUUGGGAGAGAUUUCUUGCCUCGUGGAUCUGGUAUUGUUACUCGAAGGCCAUUAGUCUUGCAACUUCAUAAAAUAGCGGACGGGCAACAAGAAUAUGCAGAAUUUCUCCAUGCGCCUAGGAAGAAGUUUACUGAUUUUGCUGCUGUGCGUAAGGAGAUCAGUGAUGAGACGGAUCGUAUAACAGGGAAAUCAAAGCAGAUUUCUAAUGUUCCCAUCCACCUGAGUAUAUAUUCUCCAAAUGUUGUAAACUUGACCCUUAUAGAUCUUCCUGGGUUGACAAAGGUUGCUGUAGAGGGACAGCCAGAGAGUAUCGUCGAAGAUAUUGAAAACAUGGUCCGUAGUUAUGUUGAGAAGCCUAACUGCAUUAUAUUGGCUAUAUCUCCUGCUAAUCAAGAUAUUGCCACUUCUGAUGCUAUAAAACUUGGAAGAGAAGUUGAUCCUUCUGGCGAAAGGACAUUUGGAGUGCUAACAAAACUUGAUCUGAUGGACAGGGGAACUAACGCUGUAGAUGUUCUUGAAGGAAGAUCAUACAGACUUCAGCAUCCAUGGGUUGGAAUUGUUAAUCGUUCGCAAGCUGACAUUAACAAGAAUGUUGAUAUGAUGGCUGCUCGCAGAAAGGAGAAAGAGUAUUUUGAAACUAGUCCUGAGUAUGGACACUUGGCACAUAAAAUGGGUUCAGAAUAUCUUGCAAAACUUUUAUCUCAGCAUUUGGAGACUGUCAUCAGGCAGCGCAUACCAAGUAUCGUUGCUUUAAUAAAUAAGACUAUUGAUGAGCUAAAUGCAGAGCUGGAUAAAAUUGGCAGACCAAUUGCUGUAGACUCAGGGGCCCAGCUAUACACUAUUUUAGAAAUGUGUCGUGCAUUUGAUCGUGUGUUUAAGGAACACUUGGACGGAGGGCGACCUGGUGGAGAUCGGAUAUAUGGAGUUUUUGAUCAUCAAUUACCAGCUGCUUUAAAGAAACUCCCCUUUGAUCGUCAUCUCUCAUUGAAAAAUGUCCAGAGAAUUGUUUCAGAAGCAGACGGUUAUCAGCCCCACUUGAUUGCUCCAGAGCAAGGAUACAGAAGACUCAUUGAUGGAUCUAUCGGCUACUUCAAAGGACCAGCUGAAGCCUCCGUGGAUGCUGUGCACCUAGUUUUGAAAGAACUUGUUCGGAAGUCAAUAGCUGCAACUGAGGAACUGAAACGAUUCCCUACACUUCAAACUGACAUAGCAACUGCUGCAAAUGAAGCAUUAGAAAGAUUCCGUGAUGAAAGCAGGAAAACUGUUAACCGGCUGGUGGAGAUGGAAUCUAGCUACCUAACAGUGGAAUUUUUCCGAAAGAUUCAUUUUGAACAAGAUAGAACUCCAGGAGACAGAGACAGAGACAAAGAUAAAGACAAAGACAGAGACAGAGACAGAGACAGAGACAGAGACAGAGAAAGAGAAAGAGAGAGAGAGAGAUAUGAAAGGCAAAUGGGAUCAACUGGGGAUCGUUACUCAGACGCUUAUCUCAAAAAAAUUGGGUCAAAUGUCAUUGCUUAUAUUGGUAUGGUCUGUGAUACACUGAAGAAUACAAUUCCAAAGGCUGUGGUUUACUGUCAAGUUCGAGAGGCCAGGAAAUCACUGCUCAGCAACUUCUAUAUUCAACUUGGGAAGAAAGAGAAGGAAAGGCUAAGUGCAAUGUUGGAUGAAGACCCGGCACUCAUGGAAAGAAGAGAAACCAUAGCUAAACGGCUUGAACUGUAUAAGUCAGCCAAAGAUGAAAUUGAAAAAGUUGCAUGGAAAUAAAUAAAAUGGAGGCAGCAUUGCAUGAGGUUCAUGACAGAAACAAGAAAAAAAGAAGCAAAAAAAAAAAAAAAAAACAAAAA